GAUUCCCGGUACCGGAAUUCUUUUUUUCUUAUUUUACAUUAAUUAAUUACCUUUAUCUUUUUCAAUUAAAGUCACUUUAUCGAUUAAUCUUGCGUCAAAGUAGAAAUCGCAAGUCUCUAAAUUUAUCUACAAUCUUCGAAAUAUUACUCGUACUUCACGUUAGAUCUCAAACAUUCAUUAGCUACCGUAUUCGCGAUUUAUUUGAUGUACAAAAUACAGUCGUUAUUCGACAACACUGUUGCCUUACACUGUUCUUAUUCUUCGCGUAAAUGCCUAGUAAGACGUAGCUACGCUUCUCUAUCGAUAUGCAAUCACUGCCAUUUUUAUCGACAUUUGCGGAAAUGGCUUGGAGACCCAACACGUGUAUUACCAUCCACUCUAUAAUUCCGAAAAACGGUCGCAAUUUUCUCGAGAGGUAUCGCGUCAGAAUGAUUGAAAAUAACCUAUGGUAACUUGUCAGGAUUAAAGUACAUGCAUACGUAGUGCGCAAACAAAAUUACGUACUCGCACGUAUACGGCGACUUCAAGAAAACUUUUCCACUUAUUCGUAGUCGUAGAGGGACAGAUGGCUCAUGCAUCCGGUCACGAAUGGAUGAAAUCAAUUCGAAGAUUAACGAGCAUUAAAAUUAAUUAUUUGAAGUACAGUGGUCUAGGAGAAAUCGAUUCGAGUUGCUCGCAUAUUUCAAAAUACGCGUAUUUCGCGUACAAAGUAUGGAUGUUGGUAACGAUGUGCAUCCUGGCGAUCACCGUCUUCGCGGAUAUUUACGCGAAUAUGGAUAAUUUGUCGAUCACAACCGACGAUGGCUGCAUCUUCGCUGGCAUCUUCGUUGUGAUAUUCAAGGCGAUGAACCUUCAAAUUCAUCGAGGAAAAAUGAAAAAAUUAUUGCACGAUAUAUUCGAGUGUGGCGACGAUCUCUGCGAAUUUUCCGGCGAGUGAAAUUCGAUUUACGUUAUUGUAUAAAAAAAAAAAAUUAGAGAGAAAAAACUACGAACGAUCCAAUUAAUGAAAACGAGAAACGUUUUUCUAACACUCGACAUUUUUUUCGUAAUCAUCAUUAUUUCCUUCAUUAUCAUUUCUGUUCAUCGAAUCUGAAAAAAGAGAUGAAUGAAACGCCUCUGAGAAUAAAAUUAAGAGCACGGUCGAGACCCGUAUCUCUGAUGUGAAAUGACGCAGCAAAUGAUGCACGUUGACUUCAUUAAUUCAGGUCCACU
Messenger RNA from Apis dorsata (giant honeybee), 1212 nucleotides. RefSeq lists its product as uncharacterized. Bases 566 to 937 code for a protein of 123 amino acids. The transcript is spliced from 2 exons. The record is from RefSeq and is a predicted model, not a curated record. NCBI's taxonomy places the organism in Eukaryota, Metazoa, Arthropoda, Insecta, Hymenoptera, Apidae.